ACGAUAAAACUACAUUGUCCUAAGUCGCCUUUGUAUCAGAUUAUUUCCUUUUGAGUUGACUGCACACUCGCCUAUGCUUUUCUCCUCUUUCUUCAUCUGGAUUUUGCCUCUUAAAAAUAAAAAACAAGCUACUGUAUUAGUUUUCAUCUACAAAUUACCAAAGUUUGGAACUUUGAGUAAUUUGCUUUAGUAUGGACACACGUGUUGAUUUUGUGCAACGGCUUGGAGCUGAUGUGUCUCUGAACAUUCUGCGGCGUUUGAAUGAUCCAGCUGAUGUGGUCCGUGCUGCUUCUGUUUCAUGCCUUUGGCACCAAUUUGUGGCUACUAGUGGAAUUUCCAAGCAACUGUGUCUGAGAAAGUUUCCGCAGCUUUCUAGAAUUGCACGUAUAACAGAACCAGGUUUGAGAGUAGUAGAAAGAAAAGAUGUCGAGUCUAGCAAUUCCAGUUGGGAGACUCUAAAAAGAGACCAUAAUGUUUAUGCUACUCUACUUCAAGAUAUUGAAAUAUCAAACUCUUGUACAAGUGAUUGCAUAGGUAAUGCAGUUAGCGCUUCAAGUACGGACCAUUAUCCAGGUGAAAGUAUUGUGAAUACUCUAGUUCCUAGAGAGAGAUUUCACAAUAUACCUGCAUACUGGUCAAGUAUAGGGCACAGUGAUCCCAAUGCUUCCGAGACGCUAAUUUACAAAUUGAAGGCUGAUCUUUGUGUCAUCACUGAAAUUAACAUACAACCUUUCAAAGUUUGUUUCCAUCGAGGCAAGCCCAUAUACUCUGCAAACUCUGUUCGGUUUCGAUUAGGACACCCCAAAUCCUCUAGAGAUAAGAGUGAUCUCCUGCACUUGCCCCAGCAACAGCCUGCUGAUGACAAGUUUAUAUGGACGUAUACCUCGGAAGAAUUCCCUAUGAGACAGGAAAAUUGCUUGCAGCAAUUCAAGCUACCAGAAUCAGUGCUUUGCAUUGGUGGAUAUCUGCAGAUUGAACUGUUGGGCAUAGCUGAGAGAUGUGAUAUUGACGACUUGUUUUACAUAUGUUGAUUCGUAUGUGCAGCAUUCGGCAUGUGAAAGUUAGAGGGAGGCCACUCAGCCCUGCCUUUGGCGUACAGAACGUUGAACCGUCUGGAGACUUUGUGCUCGAGUACAAAAGAGAGGUUUUCUAAUCCGUGUUGCAAAUGGAAUCCAAGAUUCAAGUGUACCUCCAACUAUAUUCGAAGAAGUCGUGCUUGGACAUGCUGGUUUAUUGAAGUAUUUAAAGAAAUUUGGUGUGUUUGGUAUGACAGAGAAUGUUUCCAGGAAAUAAGGAACGACUUUCUUAGCUUAUUUUUUUCUCCAUACCCCAUUUGAAAUAGUUUCUUUUGUGUGUGAUAGGUGAAAUGUUUUGAUUUUAGAAAGUGUUGCAUAGUGAGGCAAGGUUUCCACCAUACCAAA
This is a messenger RNA of Lycium ferocissimum, 1421 nucleotides long. Its product is annotated as F-box protein At4g00755-like. The transcript has 6 exons. The record is from RefSeq and is a predicted model, not a curated record. Gene Ontology annotation, molecular function: protein binding. Bases 192 to 1031 code for a protein of 279 amino acids. NCBI's taxonomy places the organism in Eukaryota, Viridiplantae, Streptophyta, Magnoliopsida, Solanales, Solanaceae.